GUGUGCGUGCGGCUGUGUUGCGUGCGGCCGUGUGCGCGUGGAUGUGUGCGCGCGUGUGUGUCAGCUGCCUCAUCUCGUGUUGAUGUCGACUGGCUGCCACAGGGCCUGACGGUCAAUAACGGAAUAAAACAAUCCUCCCACCCCCACGGAGUCCCCUUUCACCUUCGCCGUGACCCGUCCGGUCCGGUCCUGUGCGAAACGAUGAUCCAGCCUCGGCCGGACGAGUUCAAGCCGCCCCCGGAGUGCCCGGUUUUCGAGCCCAGCUGGGAAGAAUUUGCAGACCCGUACGCCUUCAUCAAUAAGAUCCGUCCCAUCGCCGAGAAAACGGGCAUUUGUAAAGUCCGGCCGCCCCAGGGUUGGCAGCCUCCAUUUGCUUGCGAUGUUGACAGACUUCACUUUGUUCCUCGGAUCCAGAGGCUCAAUGAAUUGGAGGCCCAGACUAGAGUCAAGCUCAACUUUUUGGACCAGAUUGCCAAAUUCUGGGAUUUGCAGGGAUGUUCCCUGAAGAUUCCCCACGUGGAGAGGAAGAUUUUGGAUUUAUACCAACUAAACAAGUUAGUAGCGGAGGAAGGCGGAUUUGACAUUGUCUGUCGGGACAGAAGAUGGACCAAGAUUGCAAUGCAGAUGGGCUUCGCCCCUGGUAAAGCUGUUGGCUCACACCUUCGAGGACAUUAUGAAAAAACCCUCUACCCCUACAAUCUCUUUCAAAGUGGCGCAAACCUGCUGACACCAGAGGCAGCUUCCAAACUGAUGUGUUUGGAGGUUGAUCCUGAGCUUGAAAAGUGUGUUCAAAAGGCAGUCCACCCAGAGGAGAGUGCAGAAAGUGUGGAUCAGGUCGACGACAAGGAGCCCAAACUGGAGGAGCCACUUCAGAGGACACCCCACCAGACGACUGAUUCUUGCCCCAGCGCUCGCAGAGGAAAACGCAUGAAGUAUGAGUCGGUCUGUGUGAAGACUGAACCAGGCGAGCCAGGUGAGAAUCGUCCGAACUUGAGAAGGAGGAUGGGCUCAUUCGUCGCCAAGCCAGAACCAGAGAAAGAGAUUCCCAUUCAAGUAAAACAGGAGCCAGUGGAAAUCAAGGAACCAGUAAUCGAGGAGGACAAAUUCAAGCAACGCUACAAGAAAUACAUCCCACAUGUUCCUCCAAAUCCAGUGGAUCUGGUCGUGUGUCUGGUUUGUGGCAGUGGGGGAGAUGAAGACCGCCUGUUGCUAUGCGAUGGUUGUGACGACAGCUACCAUACCUUCUGCCUCAUCCCCCCUCUUACUGACGUCCCCAGGGGAGACUGGAGGUGCCCCAAGUGUCUGGCUCAGGAAUGUAGCAAGCCUCAUGAAGCCUUUGGGUUUGAGCAGGCUUACCGAGACUACUCCCUGCGUGGUUUUGGGCAAAUGGCAGAUGCAUUCAAAUCAGAUUAUUUUAACAUGCCAGUUCAUAUGGUACCUACAGAGCUAGUGGAAAAAGAGUUUUGGCGCUUGGUGGGAGCCAUCGAGGAGGAUGUUACCGUUGAGUAUGGAGCAGAUAUUGCAUCAAAGGAGUUUGGGAGCGGAUUCCCCAUUCCUAAUGGGAAAUUUAAGGUUACUCCUGCAGAUGAGAAAUACCUCAAGUGCGGGUGGAACCUAAACAACAUGGCUAUGAUGAAUCCAUCCGUCCUCACACACGUGACAGCGGACAUCUGCGGAAUGACGUUGCCGUGGCUUUAUGUUGGCAUGUGCUUCUCAUCUUUCUGUUGGCACAUCGAGGACCACUGGAGCUACUCCAUCAACUACCUGCACUGGGGGGAACCCAAAACAUGGUACGGCGCUCCCGGAUUUGCUGCAGAGCAGCUAGAGGAGGUGAUGAAGAAAUUGGCCCCAGAGCUGUUUGAAUCUCAGCCUGACCUCUUGCACCAGCUGGUCACCAUCAUGAACCCCAAUACCCUAAUGUCCCACGGUGUUCCGAUUUACAGAACAAACCAGUGUGCUGGUGAGUUUGUUGUCACGUUUCCCAGAGCCUACCACAGUGGCUUCAAUCAAGGCUUCAACUUUGCAGAGGCAGUCAACUUUUGCACUGUUGACUGGAUGUCUCUCGGUAGGCAAUGUGUCAAUCACUAUCGCAUGCUACACCGGUACAAUGUCUUCUCCCACGACGAGAUGGUCUGCAACAUGGCAGCAAAAGCAGAGACCCUUGAUGUGGUCUUGGCAUCUGCAGUCCACAAAGACAUGGCCAUCAUGAUCCUGGAAGAGCAGGAACAAAGGGAAAAAGUUUCCAAAAUGGGGUUAGUCCAGUGGCAGGAGGCAAAAUACGAUCAUCUCCAAGAUGAUGAGCGACAGUGUGCCAAGUGCCGGACCACCUGUUACCUGUCUGCCAUCACCUGUCCCUGUAGCCCAGGAGUGUUGGUCUGUCUGCAUCACAUCAGCGACCUGUGCUCCUGCCCAGUCACCAACUACACACUGAAUUACAGAUACACACUGGAGGACCUGUUACCCAUGAUGAAUGCUUCGAAGCAGCGUGCUGAACAGUAUGAUGCAUGGGCCUCUCGUGUGUCAGAGACUCUGGAGGCUAAACUGGAAAAGAAGAAAGGCUUGCCAGUUUUUCGCUCUCUUCUUGCUGAAUCAGAGUCUGAACACUUCCCUGAAAACGACCUGCUGCGUCGGCUGCGUCUUGUCACCCAAGAUGCAGAGAAGUGCUCCUCAGUGGCGCAGCAGCUGUUGAACGGGAAAAGGCAGACGAGGUAUCAAUGUGGCAUCGGGAAAUCUCGAAGUCAGUUGACUGUGGAGGAGCUGAGUUCCUUUGUAAGGCAGCUGUAUAACCUCUCUUGCAGCCUCACUCAAGCCCCCUUGUUGAAGGAACUCUUGAACCGCAUCGAAGACUUCCAGCAGCACAGCGAGAAGGUCCUAGCCGACGAGGCUCCCGGCGUGGCUGAGAUCCAGAGCCUGUUAGAUGUCAGCUUUGAGUUUGAUGUGGACCUGCCCGAGCUGCCACGCUUAAGGGAGCGGCUAGAACAGGCCCGCUGGCUGGAGGGGGUGGAGCAAGCCAGCAUCCAGCCUGCAACCCUGACUUUGGAAACCAUGCGCAGGCUUAUUGACCAGGGCGUAGGCCUGGCGCCGCACUCGUCUGUGGAGAAAGCAAUGGCACACCUUCAAGAGCUUCUGACUGUGUCUGAGCACUGGGAGGACAAGGCGAGCAGUCUUCUCAAAACGAGACCACCUCACUCCAUUGAGACCCUGAGUGCAGCUGCUGAGGAAGUGUCUGGCAUCUCGUCUCACCUCCCGAACUGCCUCCUUCUCAAAGACACCAUCAGAAAAGCUCUUGAGUGGCUUCAAGAAGCUGAGGAGCUUCAGGCUAACGACUGCAUUUUAAUGGUGGACAACUUAUCGGAUAUGGUGCUACGAGGACAAUCCAUUCAAGUCCACCUGGAGCCGUUAGACAGACUGGAGUAUUUAAUGGCGGAAGUACAAGACUGGAAACAAUCUGCUGCUUCUAUUUUCCUUCAGAAGGACACAGCCUAUACCCUACUUAAGACCUUGUGUCCAAGAUGUGAGGUGGGACCUGAAGGUUCUCCCAAGCGGAUGGCCAAGAAAGGAAAGGAAUCACUAAAAAAUAACAAGAAGAAAACUCUGAGGCUCAACACUGUCAGUGAUGUGGAGAAAGCACUUUCAGAGGCCAAGGAUUCUACCUCUAUUAAUGCAACUCUGGAGGCUCUGCGGGUCAGGGAGAUGGAGGCCUUCUGUCAUCUGAGAGUCGCAAAUGAGUCAAAGCUCCUCCCCACUGCAGACUGCACAGAUUUGAAGGUAUGCGUCUGUCAGAAGGCGCUCAUGGGAGCGAUGCUGCAGUGCGAACUCUGCAGGGAUGCCUUCCACAGCGUGUGUGUCAGGGACCAAUCGGACCUCAACGAUAGGCCGCCAUGGCUGUGUCCCCAGUGUCAACGAUCCAGAAAACCUCCACUGAACAAAGUUCAACCUCUGCUAGCAUCCUUAAGGCGUAUCAGAGUGCGACUUCCGGAGGGGGACGCACUGCACCACCUGGUUGAGAGAACACUUAACUGGCAGCAUCGCGCACAGCAGAUUCUACAGUCUUGUCAUUUGACAGAACUGGAAAAUGUAACAGAAAAUCCUCCCACUCUGACUCGAUGUGCAUCAGACUCCACAGAGACUUACAGCAACACUCAGCAGGCACCUUGUUUGACUCCAGAGUGGAACAAGACAAAUCAUGCUCAGACUGUCUUCUAUACAGAGCAGAGAUGCAUUCCACUGCAGGGGUUGAAUCAGGACCUGGAGGAACUGAUGGUGGAAGGUCUCCUCCUGCAGGUGACACUGCCAGAAGUCCAGACCCUGUACCACGUUUUAUUGGACAGAGUCACGAGCCAGCAUGGAAACACAUGCAUGUCUCCAGCACGGGACGAUUGCACAGACUACGAUCAACAUGUACAGUUUCACGCUCAGGGAAAAAAACUCAACCAGAACACUCAAAUGAGGGAAGCUCUGAUGGCACCAGAGAAGAAAGCCAAAAGGCAUUUGGAGAGGGAACCUUUAAGCGGGGAGCGCAGGGAAAGGGACACAAAGCACUCUCACAAAAGACAGAAGAUGAAUAAAAAGGAAUUGCAGCACAGACCAGCCUCAAACUUGUCCUCGCCACGUUCUGAUAUCUCGCAGUCUGACGCGUCUGAUGAGGACAUGGCUGUGUGUCCCGCAGAGAGGUGUCAGCUCCCCGAGGGAGAUGAGGUGGACUGGGUCCAGUGUGAUGGCAGCUGCAACCAGUGGUUUCAUCAAGUGUGUGUUGGUGUCACAGCUGAAAUGGCGGAGAAGGAGGACUACAUUUGUGUCCGAUGUGCACUGAGCAACGCACACAUGAUGAAAUGAAGAGAUGUCCCACCCCACACCCUCUUGAAUGACACUUGUUGGGGUGCCACCAAUCUCGCCCUCACCCCAAUUUGUCCAACCCUUUUGUAAUAAUGGUGCUAUCUUCUCUUUCUCCUGUUGUUCAGAACUGUUUAUUUUAUUUUUAUUUUUUUUGGGUGGGGGGGGGGGGUUGUGCAUUUUUACAUGCUUAUUAUAUAUAUUUUCUUCUUCUUAUGAAUUGUUUGUGGCAGUCAAAAUGGAAAAAAAAUGAAAAAAAAACAGCAGGAUGUGAUGUGUACUGCAUGGGGUGCCAUUACUUCGGCACAAAAGGAUUCUUACUUCAAACACAACCAGUGAAGGUUAAAUGGUUGAUCAGGGGUUAAUAUUCAUUGCAUGCAGAGCAAAAUUUAAUGACAUUGGAGUCGAGGUUUUAUCCCCCACCCAUCCCUUUUUAAUCCAGUGUUUAGUACAUGUAUUUUAAUAUAAUUAUUGUCAUUUUUGUAGAAUAGUUUUAUUUAUCUGAGCAAUAAUUUCUGUCCAAAUUGACAAAUGGAUAUCCGGUGAGUUGUUGCUGCCAUAGCAAUGGUGUGAUGUACAGAGGUGGAUGGGUGGGAGCUGCAGUAGCAGGUUGAAAGAAAAGACUGCUCACAUGUACAAAUGGCAGCCUGUAACUUGGUAUAGGAUACUCAGUGUGGACUUGGCAUAGUUUAUAUUGUGGAAUAAAUUCAUUUUGGUCUAU
Phycodurus eques (leafy seadragon) is the source of this 5554-nucleotide messenger RNA. It is a transcript of the gene kdm5bb, whose product is annotated as lysine demethylase 5Bb. Gene Ontology annotation, biological process: chromatin remodeling. Lineage: Eukaryota; Metazoa; Chordata; Actinopteri; Syngnathiformes; Syngnathidae. The record is from RefSeq and is a predicted model, not a curated record. Gene Ontology annotation, cellular component: nucleus. Bases 202 to 4836 code for a protein of 1544 amino acids. Gene Ontology annotation, molecular function: DNA binding; histone demethylase activity. The transcript is spliced from 28 exons.